Cuculus canorus (common cuckoo) is the source of this 1734-nucleotide messenger RNA. Its product is annotated as acrosin-like. The transcript is spliced from 3 exons. Gene Ontology annotation, molecular function: serine-type endopeptidase activity. Gene Ontology annotation, biological process: proteolysis; acrosome reaction. NCBI's taxonomy places the organism in Eukaryota, Metazoa, Chordata, Aves, Cuculiformes, Cuculidae. The record is from RefSeq and is a predicted model, not a curated record. The coding region runs from base 87 to 1367 and encodes 426 amino acids.
UCUGCGCUCCAUGCAACAAUGCCGGGUGAGGAGAGAAGGUGCCAACCUUCUGCCCAAACAGCAUCAAUGCUUCGAGCAGGACAGUAAUGAGUUUCUGGUUUCCACAGGUCCUGCGGACUCCGGCCCUUGGAUUACUCUGGCUAUGGCUCAGUGCGUGUUGUUGGGGGCAGAGAUGCCCAGCCAGGAGCCUGGCCAUGGAUUGUCAGCGUGCAGACGGUUCGGGCGACGCACAUCUCACAUGUGUGUGGAGGGUCCCUCAUCCACCCGAAGUGGGUGCUGACAGCAGCCCACUGCUUCGUCAACACCCAGUAAGGAGGAGCAGGGAACAGGGGGAUCCCCAAAACCCCGGCACAGGCCCAGCGUGCAGCAUCACGGGCGACUCCCAGCCCGGUUCCUUGCAGUGCACCCAGAAAAAGGCUGGGGUUGUGCCACUGCAUCCCAGAUGCCUCCAUCUCCACAGUCCUCGUGGCUCAGGCAUGUUGGGGCAUAGAUGCCCCACAAGCUUUCCUCUUUCCCUUGGGAAGCAGGAGGCAAGGAGCUGCUGGGCUGCUCCAGCGUGUGCCUCUGCUCCCUCUCACCCCUCUCUCCAUCUGCCUUCCAGGAAUGUCCCAGCGUGGCGCGUGGUGGCCGGUACCACCUCCUUAACUGAUAUGGGCCCAGAGACACAACUGCGCUAUGUCAGACAGAUCAUCAUUCACGAAGACUACGAUAACACCACUCAGGCGAAUGACAUCGCCUUGAUGGAACUCUACGAGCCUUUCCGGUGCGGCCCCUACGUGCAGCUCGCCUGCGUGCCCGACUUCUCACUGCAACUCUGGCAGCUGAGAAACUGCUAUGUUAGCGGCUGGGGGGUCACCAUGGCCAGAUCUGGAGGACUACCCCCGGCGCUGCAGGAGGCCAAGGUCCCCCUCAUCGACCUUCAAGUGUGUAACAGCAGCGGGUGGUACCGUGGGGACAUCCACCACCACAACCUGUGUGCGGGAUAUCCGCAGGGCGGCAUCGACACCUGCCAGGGGGACAGCGGGGGUCCGCUGGUCUGCCAAGAUCUCUAUGCUGACCACUUCUGGCUUGUGGGGGUGACCAGCUUUGGGGCAGGCUGUGCCAGAGCCCGUCGGCCUGGGGUCUACACCUCCACAAGGCACUUCCAUGACUGGAUCCUGAUUCAGAUGAUGCAGCGCUCAGUUAGAGCAGCCACUGCCACACAACUCACCUGGAGCCACGUUCCCACCACCUCGAACCCUGUUGAGACACCCCAAACAAUGGAGCCAAGCCAUUUCAGCUCCUGGAUCUAUCCAUUCAACAAGCUGGUGGACUUCCUCGCUGUGGUGCAGGAGCUCCUGCAGGUCCUGAAAAGCGGAAACACCUGAGAACAGGGGGAAGAGGAUGCAGGGCAGGCUGCAUGGGGUCACCACCGUGUCCCUCUGGGGCAAUGCCUGCUGCUCCAAAGGCAGCCUCAGGGGCACAGACCUGCUUGAUCCUGCCCUCACGCCUCACGUUGCCCAUCCAUGCCUACAGCAGAUGGUUCUCUUUGCUUAGCAUUCUGUUCCUAGUCUAUUCUCUGUCUGGAAAUAAAUAGUUUUCGCAGCAAACUCUGCUUCAGCUUCAUUCUGUCUCCUGGGCAAGGCAAGCACUCCAGGCCUGGUCCCUGCACAAGGAAAGGAGGACGCAAAGGCAAAGAUUCACUCCAAAGGGUGAACCCGGGCCUGGUGGGAGAGGAGGGAGAGAGUGCAGCAG